AUGAUCCCACACACACCAGAUGAAGCCAAUUCGUUUCACCUGAACAGCAGCAGAGAAAAUUCCAGCAUUUCUCUUUUACACACCCCAGAACCUCAGUCGAGAAAUUCUUCUUUGGGGUCCCAACUCAACAUCGAAUCGCAACAGCGGUCGUCUCCCUCGUCUGUUGCUAAGAAAUGGACUGAGAAACUGGUCAAAUUUCAAAAGAACUCCAGUAAAAAGAUACGGUGGUCGCCACCUUCGACUCCAUCGAGUUAUACAAGAAAUCUGCUGUCAACAAGUAAUAGCCCGGAUAUCAAUGGUGCCAAGCAUGAAACUACACCUAAUUCAAUUAAAAGUAGUGAACAUGUAAAAUAUCCGUCGAGGACAACUUCUCUACCAAGACCAGUAUCUUAUCUAUAUCUGAAGGGAAAAAAUACAUCUUCCACACCUGAUGAAAAAAGUGAUACAAAUUUGACUCCCUUAGUAACUGCGAAGUCGACGUCAAGCAAGUUUUCUCCACUCUUCUCAUCUGAAGACUUGAGUACACCGACGCAUCAGCGGCCACGCUAUGAAUGGUCUAACAAAACUAAGAAAUCUUUUAUCAACGAAUGUUGUGCACUAUGCGAUGAGCCAAUUUCAAGUAAAAGCAAUGGCGAGAGAAUAAUUGAGCUCGAAUGCAGACAUAUAUGUCACCAAGAGUGUCUUGCAGUAUCACUGAACGAUAUGAACAACGAAAAAGCGAGUGGAAUGCAGACCCUUUUCCCGAAUUGUCUCAAGUGUUUCCACGAAAAGAAUAUAACCAGACAAUGCAUCCCCAAGAACGAUGACUUUAAAGAUGAGAUUAUCUCCUCACUCUUAAUUAAUAGAGGGGGAAUGGGGGGUAGUUCACCGUCCACUCCAAAUUUCAGCAACUCGCUAGAGUCUCCUCUAACAGCUAGAUUCCCACCUAUAUUAACCCCAGUGCAUCCACUCAACAGCAAUAUGUCAUUACAGAAUACACCAGUUAUGCUUAACGAAACUGAGCCCUUGAGCUUCUUACUCUCGCGACCUCCAGCUGGAAGAAAACCGUUUGCAGAAUCGAGAAUGAGCUCCCGUGAUACACUUCGCGGCCUUUCUAUCGCGAAAAGAGUUUCAAACAACCAUUUCGUGGAGCUUAAAAGGAAGUCCGUUGUCUUACCAUUAUCUUACUCCAAUGAUCUAAGGUCAAUUGCUACACAAGACUCAGAUAUAGUGUCCACGGAUGUCAGGUCUAAUGAAUCUGGACAUAUAACUCUGCUACCAAUCUUGAGAUCUUAUUUCACUGAACUUUUGCUUGAUAAUUUCAAAGAACAGUUAGUCGAUUGGAAAUUAGACGAUGAAUUUGGACCGCUAAGAGUUGUAGACAACCUGAUGUUCUCCUUUGGAAAUGAAAGUUACGAAAAAUGCUGGUGUUAUUUAUUUCAGAAUGCACUGGUAGUCGCCACAAUUGAUGAAAAUGAAAACUCUAAAGAAGGCCAAAACUUUGAGAAGAAUGAAAGCCUCGGCUUCGAUACAAAAUUUACUACCAUGCAUAAAUUCAAACUAUCAAGCGAAAGCAUAAAUGUUGGUACAAUCAGCUCUUCUGUAUUGAAAUGUGAGCUUUUAGAAGCAGAAACGAAAAUACCCCAAGCCAUUCAUCUCACAGAAGCCCUAAACAGCAACAAUAGCACGAUCAUUCAAAAAUGGAUUUCUGCUUUGCUUGACCAAGAUAUAUUGUUUAAUGAGCAGAAUAUAACAUCAACACUGCCAUUACCACCCAUUUUAAAAAACAUCAACUCAAAUGACAAUGGUACCGACACAUUUACCGGUUUUGUAAAUCCUAAUAGGGCUAUUGAGUUAUGUGGAUACAAGGGGAGCACUGGCAGCGUUAUACUGAGGAGGGGUUUUAAUAUCCCGAAAUCCGCUAGUGGUCAGUCCACAAUUGGAACAAUCCAAACGAUGAUGACCACCGCGAGCUCGAUUCUUUCCUUAAAACGCGAGAGAGCUGAUGAAUUAAUUUUGGUCAUUCAAUUGGAUUUUGACAAGUUGAAGGAAAAAAGUGGGGGAAUUGGCGGAGUUAGUGAUUAUACAACCAUUUUCAAUACAUUUAAAGCAUUGUCUCUGAAAUAUGCCCGAUUACCGUUUUGUGUGCUAAACUCUGCUGGAUAUAUCCUCAAGAUUGGGCAAGUUAAGCAAGAAUUUUCAAAUUUGAAGUGUGUGGAAGAAUGGAUAGAUUUGAAGCCUACAUCGAAGUUUGACCCAAAAGAACUAAAAAACAUCCUACAUCCUGAAGGUAUCCAAAAGCAUAUUCAAUUAGUUAUCGUAUCGAAUAGCAGUAUGGAGGAAGGGAUGUCUUCUCUAUUGAUGGACUACAGAUCGUUCUCGGCGCCGAAAAGGAGACAUGCAGAUGAGAUUAAAAUUAAGGUUGGGUACUUAAAUGUUGACUACAGCGAUAAGAUAGAUGAAUUGUUGGAGAUUAAUUCUUGGGAGUUUAUGUUAGAAGCACUGUGUUACAAUUUCAGCUUAAACUUUGACGAGGAUGACGAUGGCGUUGAUACACUUGCAGAUGAUGCAAAGAGUGAAGAAAUACUUGACUUUCGGAUAAGCUCACAGCAUUUUGAAAACCCCAAUCCUUCAGCUUCUGAGCUUCCACUGACUGAAAAUUUAACAGAGGAGUUUGAACUUUCAGUAGGACCAUCCAGAAAUGAUGAAUACUUGACUACUUUGCCACUUGACAUCGGUCUUGAAAACAAGCAACUGGAAGUUGAUAAGUUACUGCCUAUCAACGAUAGUAUACAAUCUGCGACCAAAAAAUUAAAUAGACUAAGCGUGGUUCCUCAAACCAACCAUGCAUAUAACUACUUAUAG
This is a messenger RNA of Huiozyma naganishii CBS 8797, 2844 nucleotides long. RefSeq names its product Ste5p (gene STE5). NCBI's taxonomy places the organism in Eukaryota, Fungi, Ascomycota, Saccharomycetes, Saccharomycetales, Saccharomycetaceae. Bases 1 to 2844 code for a protein of 947 amino acids. The transcript has a single exon. The record is from RefSeq and is a predicted model, not a curated record.